Molecule: messenger RNA, 300 nt
Organism: Sphaeroforma arctica JP610
Lineage: Eukaryota; Ichthyosporea; Ichthyophonida
Exons: 2
Coding region: 1-300 (99 amino acids)
Source: RefSeq, a predicted model, not a curated record
AUGUUAGAUAGUUUGGAACAGUAUGCCUUAGAUCUUGGGCAGUUGUGUGAGGACCUGCCCCCUAUCUCGCCGCGGGUGGAUUUACAAGAGGUCCCUUUAGGGACGGGGGAUCUGGUUUAUGGUGCUAGUUUGGACCCGGAUGUGGUCCAGGACAUGUCGGAUGUGACUCCUCGUUUGCAUGUUCGUCCAGUUGUGCAAUCCACACAGAUUGAGUAUGUGAUUAGUCACCACCCGUCGACGGACAACCCGUUGUAUACACAUCGUCCAGGUAAGGGUGUUCAGGAGCAGGUGGUCAGUUAG